CAAACAGAAACACAUGCGUGAUCAAUAAGCCAUUUUUCCUUUCUUUCUUCACUUCAAUCUCUUCACAUUUCACACGCGCACGCACAAAGUUCCAAUCUUUCGUUUCAUUUCCAAACCCUAGAUCUUAAUCACUCGCCCCAUCUUUACGGCACCAUUCAAGUCCUCCUUCCUUUCUUUCCCUACUACUACUCAACUCAACACUCACAUAGCCCUCCCUAACUUCCCCACCCCUACUACCCAUUUUUGUCCAGAUCUGCUUAAUUCUCACUGAUAAUUCUCCUAAACCCACUUCCAAUUUCUUGUCCCAGCUCCUUGAUUCUCAUCAAUUUGGCUAAUUUUCGUCGGAUCGGUACAUAAUUUGAAUAAUUUAAAACAAACCCAUUACGUUUUUUUUCAUUGUUUCACUGAAUUUUGCAUUAUUUAUCAUCUGGGCACUCGUAAUUUCGACGAAUAUUUUGGUAUUUAAGCUGAAUUUUGCUAGAUUUGGUGUUAAAUUUUCUGGGAUACGCUUGAAUUUUUGUUUAAUUGGAUCUGAGGAAAGAACGUGAAUGCUCCCUUGAGUAUGCUUUAUUAUAGUUCUAGUUGGUAGUAGUAAAAUUCUUUUUCCGGUCACUGGUUUCUCAUGGCAAUGCCAUCGGGAAAUGUGAUGCUAUCGGACAAAAUGCAGUUUCCGAGCGGCGCUAGCGCCGGCACCGGUGGUGCCGAGAUCCACAGGCAGUGGUUUCCGGACGAGCGUGAUGGGUUUAUCUCCUGGUUACGUGGGGAGUUCGCAGCGGCCAACGCGAUGAUCGACUCCCUUUGUCACCAUUUGCGAGCCGUGGGAGAGCCUGGGGAAUACGACGUCGUUAUCGGGUGCAUUCAGCAGAGGCGGUGUAAUUGGAACCCGGUGCUUCAUAUGCAGCAAUACUUCUCGGUGGCGGAGGUGAUGUACGCGCUUCAGCAGGUGGCGUGGAGGAAGCAGCAGAGGCACUUUGAUCCGGUGAAAAUGGGGACGAAGAGAUCAGCUACAGGUACUGGUACAGGGUUUAAGCAUGGAGUCCAUAGGAAUGAUGCUGUUAAAGAUGGACAUAAUUCGACCGUAGAAUAUAAUAAUUCCUUUGAUGGGAAUUCUUCGAGUAAUUUGGGUGAGCGAGUGACGUCGAGUGAAGAAGUAAAGUCUGGAAAUGAAACUGAGAAUUUGGAUGAGAACGAGAAGGCUUUAGCGCCUGCUGCUGAGGAUAAAAAAGAAUCUGUAACAAAGAAUCAUGAAGAUUGCACCUUAAAAAGUUCUGGGAAUUCUGAAGGAGCCAUAUCUGGAAAUUCAGAAUCAGAUGUUGUUAUAGAUAAUGGAUGCACCUCAAGUUCUAAAGAAAAUGAUUCACAUUCCAUCCCAAACCAGAAUGAGAAUUCAAGUCUUACUAAUCCUCCAAAAACCUUUUUUGGUAAUGAGAUGUUCGACGGAAAGAUGGUAAAUCUGGUUGAAGGACUGAAAUUGUAUGAAGAUUUCUAUCCCAACAAUGAAGUGCCGAAACUCAUUUCAUUGGCAAAUGAUCUGAGGGCUGCUGGAAAAAAAGGACAUUUUCAAGGUCAGAUAUAUGUUGCCCUAAAGAGGCCCAUGAAGGGACAUGGAAGAGAAAUGAUUCAAUUGGGUCUUCCCAUUGCAGAUGCUCCAUUUGAAGAUGAAAUCCAUGCAGGGACCUCAAAAGAACGGCGAAUAGAACCUUUUCAUCCCUUGCUGCAGGAUGUUAUUGAGCGCUUACUGAGCAUGCAAGUUACAACUGUGAAGCCAGAUUCUUGCAUUAUUGAUUUCUUUAACGAGGGUGAUCACUCACAGCCUCACACAUGGCCACCUUGGUUUGGAAGGCCUAUUUGCGUUCUAUUCUUGACAGAAUGUGAGAUGACUUUUGGGAGAGUAAUAACAAUAGAACAUCCCGGGGAUUAUAAAGGCACACUUCGACUUUCUCUUAAACCUGGAUCCCUCCUUUCGAUGACAGGAAAGUCUGCAGAUUUUGCGAAACAUGCAAUUCCUUCUAUUCGCAAACAGCGCAUAAUUGUUACAUUCACCAAGUCUCAACCAAAGAAAUCCUUGCCAAAUGAUGGUCAGCGUAUGCCUUCAACCGGGGUGGUUCCAUCUUCUCAUUGGGUUCCACCAUCCAAUAGAUCUCCAAAUCACAUUCGCCAUUCUGGUCCUAAGCACUAUGCACCAGUUGCAACCACCGGUGUUUUGCCAGCACCAGCUAUUCGUCCCCAAAUACCACCUCCAAACAGUAUGCAGCCGCUGUUUGUAACUGCUUCCAUUGCACCAGCCAUGCCUUUUCCUGCAACUGUUACCAUUCCGCCUGGCACAAGUGGAUGGGCAGCUGCUCCACCAAGGCAUCCUCCACCUCGCUUGCCUGUUCCCGGCACUGGAGUUUUCCUCCCUCCAUCGGGCUCUGGUAACUCAUCAACCCCUCAACAUGUACCGAGCAACGAAACAAACCAUGCUGCUGAGACCGUUUCCCCACCAGAAAAAGAAAAUGGAACAGGGAAACCGAGCCAUGGUUCAGUUGCUUCUCCAAAGGGAAAAGUAGACGGAAAAACUCAGAAACGUGAAUGCAACGGAAGCGUUGAUGGGACUGAAAGUGAAAAUUCAGGGACAAAGGAGGACAGUACAGAAAUGAGCAAGUCGACUGCAGCAGUUUAGAGAGGGACAUAUGAAUAUAUAUAUAGAGAGAGAGAUAGAGAAAGAGUGAGGGAAAGAAAGAGAGAUUGAGAGGAUUAAUUCUUGGAAGGAAAUAGGCUGCGAAGUGCAAUGAGUUGGAAGCAAAUGUAAAGAGCGGCAACAUUCAAGACUUUUGACAUGAGAUCAUAUGAACAAGAGGAAUGGGGAGACUUUUUAGAGGGAACUUUGAGUUCUCGUUGAAAUCCCUCGUCCUCUGUUCCUUUUUUUCUUUUUUUUUUUGGUUGUUCAAUUAUAUCAACUCUUACUAUAGGUCGAAAGCACAACCUUAAUUUAAUCUUUUUUCGCUCAGAAAAUUUUAUGAUCUCCAAUCCUUCUCCCCCA
Molecule: messenger RNA, 3022 nt
Organism: Humulus lupulus (European hop)
Lineage: Eukaryota; Viridiplantae; Streptophyta; Magnoliopsida; Rosales; Cannabaceae
Product: RNA demethylase ALKBH10B
Exons: 8
Coding region: 623-2662 (679 amino acids)
Biological process (GO): mRNA catabolic process
Molecular function (GO): mRNA binding; demethylase activity
Source: RefSeq, a predicted model, not a curated record